Messenger RNA from Syngnathus acus (greater pipefish), 699 nucleotides. RefSeq names its product transmembrane protein 238a (gene tmem238a). Bases 198 to 527 code for a protein of 109 amino acids. The transcript has 3 exons. Lineage: Eukaryota; Metazoa; Chordata; Actinopteri; Syngnathiformes; Syngnathidae. The record is from RefSeq and is a predicted model, not a curated record.
UGAGUUAAAAAACAAAAACUCAGGACAGGUAGAGCAAGUGACGAGGUGUCAGGUUUCGAUGUUUACUGGAGUUUUUCCUGCCGGGGAGUGUCAAAAACUAUUUGUUAAUACUACUCGUCAACAUACAAAUCUGUAUACCUUUAAGAAACGUGCUCGUGAUCUGGAGGUUAUUCUCACCUGAAGCUCACGGGACAGCAAUGGCCCCAAAAUACGACGGUCUGUCCCACUGCAAGCUGGCCCUGGUGUUUGCAGUGCUGAUGGACCUGCUAGGUGUGACCUCCUUGCUGCUGGGUGUCUUUGCGCCGCUGGAGAUCCAGGGAAGAGACUUUGGGGAUUUUCUGGUCUACUCGGGAGCCCUGUUGGUGCUGCUGUCCUUGGCGGGCUGGGUCUUGUGGUACAGUGGCAACAUCGAGGGUCUGACCUCCAGGAAGGAGCUGGGGGGCGCCAUGGGCAGCGCUGUGGACCGCCUGGCCCGAUCCCUGAGCAGGAGGAUACGGCUCCCCAGGACUCGCAGCAGUCCCACAUAGACACUCGCGCACUGCCGCUGUGUACAAGGACAAACAACAGCAAUUGUAAAGCAAGGCGUUGCAUUCUGUUUCAAUAUACGUGACUUACUCAUGUUGUAGAAUACUCAGUGUUGCCCUCAUUUGAGUUAAACAAACCAAAAGCUAUGAAAUAAAUCACUUUUUUAAUGUACAA